GUUGGUUAUCUCAACGAGAUUGAUUUUCUCGCUUGAGACGGUACGGCGAAAGUGAGAAAAGCAAUCGAGUUGAGAUGACCAAUGAUAUUCUGUUUAUGGCUAUUUUACCUAUGAAGACGUUUUUAAUUUCCUUGACAACGGCACAUGUUCCCUUAGUUUCUAGCUAUAAUUUUCACAUCACUCGACUCCGCUGAGAACGGAAAUUAUCAGUCAGCAAGAUCAAAGGAAAAAUUCGUAAAAUAGCGAUAAAUGUAUAUACAUGUCUGAUAUUUUAUUUGAUUUUUGCAACAUUUUCUUUUCAGAAAGGAAUGCCUAACAAUAAUUUUCUGUAAAGUAGGAUUAACAUCAUUAUUCAGAUGAACAACAAAAUGGAGAGAGCCGCUUCUCCUGCCAGACUUGCCUACACAUCAGACAAACAUCCACGACAUACAUUAGAAUCAAUCAAUGUCUUAAGGAAGCACAGAGAACUUUGUGAUGUUGUCCUUAUUGUUGGUCAAAGGAAAAUUUUUGCUCAUCGUGUGAUACUAUCUGCAUGCAGUCCAUAUUUUCAUGCCAUGUUUACAGGCGAACUUGCUGAGAGUAGACAGACAGAAGUGACAAUUAGAGAUAUUGAUGAGGCAGCUAUGGAACUCCUCAUUGACUUUUGUUACACAUCUAACAUAACAGUGGAAGAAAGUAAUGUACAAACACUAUUGCCAGCAGCUUGUUUAUUACAACUUGCAGAAAUACAAGACGUUUGUUGUGAAUUUCUCAAGAGACAAUUAGACCCAUCAAAUUGUCUUGGUAUAAGAGCAUUUGCUGAUACACAUGCAUGUAGAGAUUUGUUACGGAUAGCAGAUAAAUUUACCCAACAUAAUUUUCAAGAGGUAAUGGAAAGUGAAGAAUUCAUGCUUUUACCAGUGAAUCAGUUAGUGGAUAUAAUCUCAAGUGAUGAAUUAAAUGUAGGAUCAGAGGAGCAAGUGUUUAAUGCUGUCAUGUCUUGGGUAAAAUACAACACACAGGAACGAAGAUGUCACCUACCUAAUGUCACACAACAUGUUAGAUUACCCCUGAUGAGCCCUAAGUUUUUAGUUGGGACAGUUGGUUCAGACAUUUUAAUUAAGAGUGAUGAAUCCUGUCGAGAUCUUGUUGAUGAAGCCAAAAAUUAUCUGUUAUUGCCACAAGAACGUCCAUUGAUGCAAGGACCAAGAACAAGACCAAGAAAACCUAUCCGAUGCGGAGAAGUACUUUUUGCAGUUGGAGGUUGGUGCAGUGGUGAUGCCAUUUCAAGUGUUGAGCGGUAUGAUCCUCAAACAAAUGAGUGGCGGAUGGUUGCACCAAUGAGUAAACGGAGAUGUGGCGUGGGAGUAACGGUACUAAAUGAUCUAUUGUAUGCAGUUGGAGGACACGAUGGCCAGUCAUAUUUAAAUAGCAUUGAAAGAUUUGAUCCACAGACAAAUCAGUGGAGUGGUGAGGUAGCUCCUACCAGUUCCUGUAGAACAAGUGUUGGUGUGGCAGUUUUAGAUGGAUAUAUGUAUGCUGUUGGGGGUCAGGAUGGGGUAUCCUGUCUCAAUUUUGUUGAAAGAUAUGAUCCUCAAUUAAAUAAAUGGGCUAAGGUAGCAUCAAUGAGUACGAGAAGAUUAGGAGUAGGAGUAGCUGUACUGAUGGGCUACCUUUAUGCUGUAGGUGGGAGUGAUGGUACAUCACCUUUAAAUACAGUUGAACGAUAUGAUCCAAGAACCAAUCGUUGGACACCUGUUGCUCCAAUGGGAACAAGACGUAAACACUUGGGUGUAGCAGUGUAUAACAAUAUGAUAUAUGCUGUCGGAGGCAGGGAUGAUACCACAGAAUUGAGCAGUGCUGAAAGAUACAAUCCACAUUCUAAUACAUGGCAACCUGUUGUUGCUAUGACAUCCAGAAGAAGUGGGGUCGGUUUAGCAGUAGUGAAUGGGCAGCUUAUGGCUAUCGGAGGAUUUGAUGGUACAACAUACUUAAAAACAAUAGAAGUUUACGAUCCUGAAACAAACAGCUGGAAAUUAUGUGGUGGAAUGAACUACCGACGGCUUGGAGGAGGUGUAGGUGUGGUCCGAAUGCCACAGAACGAAUCUCAUUUAUGGUGAUGUACAGCAUAAAAAAAUUACAGACCUUCAAUUGACAGUACAAGGUCUAAGACUUUUUGUUCACAGGUUAAGGUAGAAAAAAACCCUACAUUGUAGAUUAAGUUUAUUGGUGCCACAUUUAUGUUUAAUUGCAUUUAUUUGAAUUAAUUGCAAAAUAUUUGUUAUUCUGUAUUUUUACCAUACUGACAGAAGUUUUAGGAUAGUGUUUUUGCAUUUUGAAACUUUUCUAUGUGCAUCCUGUUAAGUCAAACAGGAAUAGAUCAUACAUUGUUUUUUUUUGGUAAAUUUUCUAACAUUCUUAAAGAUUGUGAGUAUUGUUGAUUUUUUUUAAUAUAUAUUAAUAUGCUUGAGGUAUACAUACUAAAAUAUAUUGCAUAGUAAUUUUGAAGCACCUGUCACCAAGUGUUUGAUGCAUAUGAUAUUUUCCCUAUAUCCCCCAUUCUAUCUGUUAGGAAUAAAACAGUUGGUAAGUCUUUUUUUUUCAUUACUAGGUAUAUUAAAAUUAUAUUGGUAUGAAGUUGCUUAAUGACAAAUUUUAGAUUAAGUUCAUGCAUCCUUCCAUUUGGUUGAUCCACUUUUUAAUGGAAAUACUGCACUUGGACUUGGAAAAUCUUGUGAAAUCAUACCUUCAGUACAUGCUUAAUGAUGAAUGAAUGGUUACUUUGUUUAUGUUUUGUUUCAAUUCACACUCUUCUUAUGGAAUUAUGAUCAUAAGAAAGCACAUUUCAUAUUUUUUUCCUGAUAUUGCUUGGAGUGUAGGUAUUUACAUGAUGAUGAGUUACAGUAUGCUGGGAUCAAAUUACUACAAACUCAUUACUUUGUACCAUCAUAUUGGACACAAUAUUUAUAUGCCUAAUGGUAUCCUCAUUCAUGUUUUUCUACAGAGCCAUGUUAUAUGCUUCUGAUUAAAUGCCUUCUAAAUAUUUAUUUUUAUUUUUGCAACUAUUUCAAAAAACACAAUAAUGGCUUAUUAUGUGCUCUUAACGCAGUUGCUUGUUUUAUUUUUUUUUUUUUCGUUCAAAAAGUAUGUAUAAAGAUUGUUUAAGUGUAUUUAUAUUUUAACAAGUUUAACUGGAUAUUCGUGUCAAGGAAUGAUUACUUGAUGCUGUCUCAUAGUUUUUUUUGUCAUUGUUUUAUAUCAUUAUUGGGCAUUAAUUACAUAUGUAUGUAUGAUAUUUAUUUGGGUAUAAUUUUCUUUUGAUAAAUUAAAUGAAGGAAAUAAUAAGAGGAGAAAAUAGAUGUAAAAAUUAGUAUAUGCUGUUCAUUUUAGGGUUAAGUUUAUUUCGUUUUAUGAAUUAGAUAGUUUAGUAACAUUUCAGAUAUUUUAUAUAAGUAUUGUUUUUUAUGACAGUAAAAGCACUUCAUUGUUAUCAAUAUCAGCAUUCUUUGUAGAAAGGUAAAUUCAUAAUUUAUUUCAUGUUUUUUUAGUGCAAAUCUUUGAUGUAUAGUUUAUUUUGUGUUAAGGGCAUCCAAUACAGUUUUGAUUUCUGAUGACAAUUUGCAUACAUGCUAUUUUAUACAGCUUCAUGUGCUACUUUUAGAGAUAAAUGGGUCGAAAUUUUAGACAUUUGUAAAAUUUUUGGUUACUUGGAGAUUUCUAUCCUUUGGACAGACAUACCUAACUUUUUUGUUCAAAAAUGUAAACAUUAAAGGAUUUUUAUAAAAACCUUUUGGAUAUCUUCCUAACAUAAAUAUGCUUUAAAUUUAUGUAACAAUUCCUAAAUUUAAUUUAAUUUUCAUGAUUUUAGAAAAAAAAACGGCACUUUUUGCUUUUAUUUUUUAAAAAUACAUCAGUGAUUUGUUCAUAAAUAUUGGUACAAAUAAUCUUCAUACAUAACCUAGCUAAAUGUCAUUUUAAAAAAAGAGGGGCCCGCUUAUUUGUUUUCAAGCUAAUGAUUAAAAUCACAAUUUGAUGUCGCAAAAAAUAACAUUUUAUUUUAGCAGUGUAAUUAUCUCCCUUGUAACUGUAUUGUAUGCCUUUAAAUUGGUUUUGUUUGUUUGACUGAUUCAAAGAUAGACAAUAGUUGAAUCAUUGAUUUGAUCACUAUAAUUGAUUUGGCUGAUUCACCGGUCUGAAAAAAAUGUCAAACAGAAUCAGUUUAGUUUUGAUAUAGAAUUGGUUCAACAUGUUUUGUAAUGCAGUUUCAUUGAAUCUAUUUAGGCAACUAUAUACUAAAGUUGUUCAAAUCAUUGUCUUUUGAUGGAUAGUAGUCUUACUGUCAAUUGUACCACACCUCCUAAGUUUUAUAUUAUAUAAAGGAUAUGUUUUUAAGUUGUAUAUACUAUCAAAACUUAAAAUGCAAGUUUUAAGUAUUUAUAAUGAUAAUCCUGUUGUAUUUUUUACAGCUAUAAAUUUACUAUUAUGUAGGCUAUAAAUGUGAUAUUAAAUUUCCUAUAAAUUAUUCCUUUUAAAUCAUUAUAUCAUAGAGUGCUAAAUAUUUAUAUGUUCAAUGUUUUAGUGAAGUUAUGAUCAUUCAUGUAUGUCCUCUGUAAAUAUUUGUCUCUGGGUUUUUUCUUUUGCUUCCUUCAACUAAGAUCCUUUAGAAAUUUUAAUCUGUGAAUUACUCAAAAAAAAGAAUCAAUUCUGAUGUUAUAACAUUGUACAUAAAUAUUGCUUGUUUGCAGUACAGAAGAAAAAGGUUUGCAGUAAAUGGUCAAAUUGUUGCAAUAUAAUGACAAAGUCAAUAUUUUAUUAUGAAAAUCCCCAGAUGUGAAUAAUUUUAAGGAGGUACACAACUUUAGGUAGUUUGAAGUAAUUCUGCGAAUUUUUUUCUGGAACAAAGUAAACCUUUAGAUAUUGGCAAGACUAGACAAACCUCCUUCAAAGACCAAAGUCCAUGUUUUUCAAUGUGGAAACCUAGAAAAUCCGAUUGAUAAACAAAAUUUAAUAAUGUAUAACUUCGCAUGGUCCAUCAAGUGUCACUUUAUACCACCUGUAGAAAAUUUUGUCAAACUUCCCAUAUGCAAAAAUGGCAUAGAACAUGCACAUAUUUUCCUAUUGCAAAACCCCAAAAUAAAAUUAGAUUGAUAGAGUAAAGGGGAAAAUGUACAACCAUACAUGGUAUGAAGUAAUUCUACCAAGUUUGUUCCAGUCCUAUGCAAACUGUAGGGGAUUUUAUGUCGGCAAACUUUAGUGAUGGAAAGACAGAUACUUAAAAAACAACAUGUCUCCUCACAUAUUCAAUGUUAGUGACUUUAUUACAGGUAGGAUAUGAAAAAAUAUAAGCAUUUGUACAAUUUUGCCUCUCAAUGAACUCAUAUUUAUUCAUUGAAUAAUCUGGAUUUGUGCUGUUUGAUUAUCAUUUGAAAUUUUUUUAAAUCUUCUUGGUUGUAGAAGCUAUAAAAUGAAAUUAUCACAGUUAUACAUCUUAGAUCCUUUUUUCUUUCGCAUCUAAGAAAUAACAGGUGACCAGUCUUGACCAAAAAUAUUAGGACUACAAUAUUAAAUGUUCUAUAUACACCUUUAACAUCUUGCUGUUGGAUUAUACCAGUUCAUAAUAUGAUUGCACUAAUGAUCUAUUGUAUACCAUUAUUUCAAAUAAUUUGUAUAUUUCUUGAUGCAAACCCAACUAUCAUUAUACUACCUUCAUUGUAUUGUUAAGAUUAUGGUUAUGUCUGAUCAAAUCAGAUGUUUUUUUCACAAAUGAAUGUAUUCAUAGGAACAGAUUUGUGUCGAUUAAUAUAUUAAAUUGAAAUCUGUA
Molecule: messenger RNA, 5800 nt
Organism: Mytilus californianus (California mussel)
Lineage: Eukaryota; Metazoa; Mollusca; Bivalvia; Mytilida; Mytilidae
Product: kelch-like protein 20
Exons: 8
Coding region: 357-2099 (580 amino acids)
Molecular function (GO): protein binding
Source: RefSeq, a predicted model, not a curated record